AUGGUGAUCAUUGGGCUCAUCCGCCUAGAUUCAUGCCUCCACACACCCAUGUAUUUUUUCCUGAGCAGUCUCUCCUUCCUAGACAUCUGCUAUGCCUCCAGCAUUGUCCCUCACAUGCUUUUCAGUCUGGCAUCUGGGCACUGGACCAUCUCUUAUGCUGGCUGCAAGGCACAAAUGUUUGUGGCAUUGACCUGUGGCAUCACUGAGUGUAUGAUGCUGGCUCUCAUGGCCUAUGACCGCUACGUGGCUGUGUGUCUUCCACUGCGGUAUAUGACUAUCAUGAACCACACAGCCUGCCAGGUUUUAGUGGCCUUUGCCUGGCUGGUCAGCCUCAUGCUUUCUGUUGUGCCUGUCUUCGGCCUGCCAAUGCCCUUCUGUGGCCCCAAUGAGGUAGAUCAUUUCUUUUGCGAGGUGCCAGCAGUAAUGCAGCUGGCCUGUGCCAACAUGAGCUUCAGUGAGACUGUCAUGUUCGGCAGGGACAUCUUCACCCUGUUCAUUCCUUUCUCCUUCAUCUUGGCCACCUAUGGCCGUAUUGCCAUCACUAUUCUGCGCAUCCAUUCAAACCAAGGCAGGCGCAAAGCCUUCUCCACCUGCACCUCCCACCUGACAGCAGUGACCUUGUUCUACGGGACAGCCAUCUUCAUGUACAUGCGGCCCAGAGCCAGCCGCUCCCCAGCACAGAACAAGAUGGCUGCUGUCUUCUACACAGUGGUGACUCCCAUGAUGAACCCUCUGAUCUAUAGCUUAAGGAACAAGGAAGUGAAGGGAGCCAUGUCUAAGGUCAUAAACCUAGGAAGGAACAUGUUCUCUAGAAUGGCAUAA
Molecule: messenger RNA, 822 nt
Organism: Alligator mississippiensis (American alligator)
Lineage: Eukaryota; Metazoa; Chordata; Crocodylia; Alligatoridae
Product: olfactory receptor 2C1
Exons: 1
Coding region: 1-822 (273 amino acids)
Biological process (GO): G protein-coupled receptor signaling pathway
Cellular component (GO): membrane
Molecular function (GO): G protein-coupled receptor activity; olfactory receptor activity
Source: RefSeq, a predicted model, not a curated record